Messenger RNA from Ceraceosorus bombacis, 4428 nucleotides. The record is from the annotation of a GenBank genome assembly. Lineage: Eukaryota; Fungi; Basidiomycota; Exobasidiomycetes; Ceraceosorales; Ceraceosoraceae.
AUGCAAAGCGCAGCAGAGGCCAAGGUGGGAGCGGGUGCUGCAACGUCUGCACCCGGAGCCGCACAUCAGAACGCGAGCCAUGUUCAGAGGGGCGCACCAGCCAACGUCUUACCUGCCUAUUUGGCAUUCGCCCUCAAGUCCACCCUCUGUCCCGAUCUUGAGCUGCACGCUUUUGGCAGAGCAUAUCCAGCCCACCGAAUCCUGCUGGCUCAAUCUCCCUUCUUCAGAGCCAUGUUGACUGGAGGUUGGGCGGAACAUUCUCAGCUUAGACCUACCCUGCACACAUCUUCCUCUCAGCCAGGCGCUCAGCUCCGUCUUUCCUUCGACGAUCCCCACAUUGGUCGAGCAGCGUUCGAGUACUGUCUCACAUCCCUCUACGGAGCUGAGCCCAGACUGGUCUUGCCUAGCUGGGCCAGACCAACCCCAACGCAUCCACUCGGUCUGGCCUGGCCACCGCGAGCUGUUCGCAUGCCACCCUCCGAAGCUGAAUUGGAAGCGGACGGCAUUGCUCAGUGCGAUGUUCAGGAAGCAGCAUCGCUUCCCCAUGGCGCUCAUCCUGCUACCCCGAGAUUCUUGCUCAGUCUACUGAGCACUAGCUUGUACCUCGGCAUCCCAUCCAUCAGCUCCAGAGCUCUCACCCUCAUCCUCGCCAGCAUCACGCCUUGGACACUCCCCACUUACCUCAGAUACGCCAUUGGAGAAGGAGUCGAUUCGGAUCCGAACAUUGCAGAGGGUGACUUGGAUCAAGAGAUUGACGGACCUCUUGCGGGUGCAGAGGUGCUUGGCUCUGCCAUCGAGGAGACCGAGUCAGAUUCCUUCCACGAAGAUGAAGCGCUGGACGAUAGCGCCCAGACGGAAUUGAAUGAUCUGGCCGAUAAGGUAGCUUCCACUAGCCUCUCUGCACGUGGAAGCCGAAACGCUUCGCAUUUGGAAAGUGCUGCAGCACAAAAGGAAGCCGAGAUGCCGACUGGGCAGCCCCUGGAUGCUCGGUCUGACAGCCCCUUGCAAGCCAUCAAGAAGCAUAGCCAUGAAGCGUCGCCUGUGAUGCACUCCAAGCACCCAUCACCUACCACUUUUCGCGGCGCUCAAGCCUCUGCGCCUGCCACGCCGCGCCAGUCGCGCGCCCUCAACGAGUCGGUCCUUCGAGCGAGCCGCAGUGCACCUCUGAGACGCAAGUACGACUACGGACCUGCAGCAGCUAGGAUUGGUGAAGCGUGCGCUUGUUGGAUCUCUCGAUGGGGCGCUGACGUGAUCCAGGUUGAAGAGGCUCUGGUUAUGCUCGAAGAACAGCUGGACUGGCAUGCACGUAGCAGCAAAGCUGAACAUUUUCGCGACGAAGAUGACAGGAGUGCUUCGAUGGACGACACAGCGAGCUCUUCGUCCGCUGGAUCGACGCAAGGGGUCCAGUACAACGCUACAGCAGCGGGUGAUCCCGACGAGCUGGGCGACGGUCGCGCGCAUGCCUUUCCUCCUCCUCCAAAGCUCGUCUUUUGGGGCCCUUCUAGUCACGGCGGUGUGCCUGCUUCGUGGGUACGGGGAACUAUCAGCGCGGACACGCUAUGUGUCAGAGGGGAAGCGGAGAGGUGGGACCUUGCGAGACGGGUUGUGGACCUCAGACGUGGUGCGCUCAUCGCGAGCGCACAACGCGAUGACAGCGAGCUCGACGUGUUCGAGGAGAGUCUGAAUACGCGCGAAGGGGGCGACGCAUCCCCAGAAGAGGACGCUUACGAGUCGGACGGCUCCAGCGCCGUACCAGAGAGCGAUCAGUACUUGGCGCGCGAUGCUCAUGAACCUCGAAGACGCAGAGCUGCGCAAUGGCAUCCGACCCGGAGACACGCGAUGGAAAACGAUGCGGAAGGAGGCCAGGAUCUGUCGGCUUGGUGCGAUACACCAGAUCUGGAAGCGGAAGAAGCGGAGUUUGUAAAGCUCUUCUGCGAAGGCAUCUACUACACCCACAUGGCCUUUGCCGAGCUCAGCAAGAUCCAUCAGUGCAUCUCGCCCCACACUGGCAAACCCUACACGCCGCAAAUGGUGCUGCAAGCUGCGCAUUGGGCUGGACACGAGCUGCAGAAUCGAAUUCUGGCAGUUGCGCCGCCCGCUGAUGAUCCGCACGCUGGCGCGUCUUCACCGGACGACGAGGAUCGGGAUGUCCUAGGAGCCGAAGGGGAAGGGAAUACGGCGCAGCGUCAAGCUGGAGCGGGCGAUGUCACUCCCAACGCCGCCGCUGCAGCUUCUGCGAGUUCGGGAAAUGCUGCAAAGAAGGAACCUGCCACAUCCAGUCUGGGCGUCUCGUCGCAGUUGGCAGACUUUGAAAGGGCGGCAGCCAAGGUGGAGAGCGCCUCUCGAGCGUCGAAGAACAAAUUGGGCACGCCCUCUAGAUCCAGAUUUGGGACGCCUGUGAGGAGCUCCGCUGUCUCUUUGCCUUCCUCGCCUGAUCAGCAUCUUCAUCUGGGAGGUCUAGGUAGUUCGGCAUCGCCGGCAGGACCAUCGUUCCUUGCUCCGUCUGGUGGUUCAGGAGGGGCCAGUGCUGCUCUUCUUCGACGAUCUUUCUUUCCCGUACCUGCAGAUGACACGGUUAGGCUAGGCGACGGACUUGGGGCUUUAACAAGCGCGCCCAACGCGGCUGCAGCGGCUGCUGCUGCUUCCGUCGGCACGCAUCAGGCUGCUGUAGGCGCGGUGCCGGCAUCUGGGCUCGGCCUGGACAGCGACGCUAUCGGGAUCUCGACGAGCUUCAACGCUGAAUCGUGGGACGGUCCGCUGGGUCUUGCAGCAGCGAGGGAGCCGAGCACUCUAACCAUGCCGUCUGCCCAUACUUGCAAGAGUACCAACGUCGGCGGACCGAAUCCGUACGGUCGAGGAGCCAGCUCUGAUGGGCACGGCUCACCUGGUCAGGGCGGAGGAUUGAUGAUGUCGACCAAUGGCAACAUGACUGCUACCAGAGACGCUGCCGGUUUCUUUGGAACGGCCAAUAUUGUGCAGACCGGUAGCGAUCUGGCAUGGCACUCGUCGCGCAUUCGAAAUGCUGCCAGAUCACUCUCUCCCGGCGCCUCCAGUGGGCUGCGUUCGAGUACGACUGAAGAAGACGAUCCCACGGGGCACGCCACCUCCCUUGGUGAGGAUUCGAAGUCGCCUUCAUUUGCCGCUUCGCCGCGAGCCGAUGCUGCGCUCAAGUCCCGCUGGACCGGCUACGAGCCUAUGCGACUUGGAGUAGAAUUCUACGGCGUGGAUAAACUGGCAGAGAAGCAGAGGCUUUACUCGCCCACCUUCUUCUAUGCUGGUAGCAUCUGGAACUUGUAUUGCCAGACGCUUCGGAAGCCAAAGGGUCUGCAAUUGGGCGUCUACUUGCAUCGUCAGAGCCCCAGCGAGCCUCUGCCUCCGGCCAGUCAACCCCCAAUCUCCUACAAUUCGUACGAGUACGGCACAAUUGAGGGGUGCGCUAGUGCUCAUCUUACCCCCCAGGCUCUUUCGCUCAUCAACAGCGGCGCCAACAAUGUGAUGGACAAGUUUGCGAAUGCGCACGAGGCUCUUUGGCAAACUGAAGGACACUCGAUGGGUGGCGGAGAGGUGGACGAGACGCCAAGCAUUCGGAUCGGCUUGCCGAGCGGUGCUCAUACCUUGCAAGCUGGGGGCGUUGCGAGUCCUCCGAGCGCGUCUGGUGGAUCACUAUCCCCUCAGCCUCCAACGUCUAGACGUACGAGCACCCACUCCACGUCGUCGAAUGCCAAGUCUUUCCUGGAGCCGGCGAUGGACGCAUCGUCGGUCGCGCAGGACCACGUCGAUUUGCCGCCUAUUCCCCUCUUUCCUCGCUCUAAUACUUCGGCCCCACUUCACUCGCUUGUGAAUGGAGGGCUUGGAAGCAACGCGUAUCCUUCCAGUACAGGCAGCGGGUCUCUCUUCCCCUCGAACGCGCCCAAAGGGAUACACGCCGGCACAGCGCAAAGGGCAUCUUUGCCUACGGGCGGCAAUACCUCGAACGACGUUGCAAGCGCAUCACAAUCGCAAAAUCCUGCCUCCUUCUUGCCCGCACCGUCGAGCCCCACCACGCCCUCUGCACCGACUGGGGCUGCUUUACCAGCCCUUUCCCGCUCGUCCGGCGCGAUGGGUGGGCAAAAUGUGUCCCAACCGCAAUCUCAAUCUCAAUCGCAGGCGCAAGCUCAAUCUCAAGCAGCGAGCAGUGCGGUAAGCAUGCCGUACCGGGACGACCGAAGACUUUUGCGCGCAUUCUUCGCCAUACAUUGUCCAAGCCCCCUAGGCUCCGCAUUGACCCGCUUCUCCUCCGGUCCGGACCAAUUCACCGUCAGUCAGAGCUGGGGCUGGAAGAGCUCGUCGUUGUUAGGCGCUACGUUUUUGAUGGAUGGAGAAUUGGGAAGCGCAAAGACGGAGAGCGCGAAGAGGUUCAGAUGCGUCUGCACCAUUGGUCUGAUCUGA